Messenger RNA from Postia placenta MAD-698-R-SB12, 1218 nucleotides. RefSeq lists its product as hypothetical. The record is from RefSeq and is a predicted model, not a curated record. The transcript is spliced from 5 exons. The coding region runs from base 1 to 1218 and encodes 405 amino acids. Lineage: Eukaryota; Fungi; Basidiomycota; Agaricomycetes; Polyporales; Adustoporiaceae.
AUGGGAUCUAUUUCGUCCACUCCGUCUCAGAAGUCCCCCGUCUUUCCUACGCCAUCUCUUCUCCCUUCAGACAUAGUGGCAGUCAGACCCGAGGGGGACGAGGCCAAAGUCCUCAAAUUUCCCGACCUCGUGAAGUCAAUACCGUUCCCCCUUCGAUUGAAUCCCUACAUCCGGUUCGUAUCUGCCGAGUCCGAUGCAUUCAUCAUCGAAUACGCGAAUUUUUCGGAGAAGCAGCGCAACAGGUUCAUUGGCUUGAACGCAGGUCUCCUCUGUGGGAUGUGCUACGCAGAGUGCGGCCCCGAGCAGCUCCGAGUCUGUUGCGACUUCAUGAGCUUUCUGUUCAACCUCGACGACUGGAGUGACGAGUUCGACACGGCUGGCACCAAGGGUCUCGAGGAAGCGGUCAUGAACACCCUGUAUCACCCGGACACCUAUGUCUCUGAUACUGUGGCUGCUAGGACUGCUAGAUCAUGGUGGACAAGGAUGCUCAAGACUGUCGGCCCCAGAUGCCGCCAGCGGUUCGUGGAGACGCUCGGGUUCUACUUCAAGGCUAUUCUGCAGCAAGCUGCUGAUAGGUCAUCUAAGAGCAUUCCGGAUCUCGAGACGUACAUUUCUUUGCGUCGCGAUACGAGUGGUUGCAAGACGGGAUUUGCUUUGAUCGAGUAUGCCGCUGGCAUUGACCUUCCAAACGAGGUCGUCGAUCAUCCUAUAAUCCAGAGUCUUCUGGACGCGACAAACGAUUGCGUUAGCUGGGCUAAUGAUAUUCUAUCCUACAACAGAGAACAGUCACGAGGGGAUACGCAUAACCUCGUCCCUGUAAUCAUGCAGACUGUCGGUAUCGACCGUCAGGCGGCGAUCGACUACGCAGGUGACCUCUGCAACAAGACGGUGGAACACUUCCUCGAGGGCAAGGCCGCUUUGCCGUCUUGGGGCAAGGAGGUCGAUGCCCAGGUCGAGCAAUACGUGCAGGGUCUGGAAGAUUGGAUCAUUGCGAAUGCGGAGUGGAGCUUCAUGACCGAGCGAUACUUCGGCAAAGACGGACCCAAGAUUAGGAAGGGGUUGCAGCUCUCAUAUCGGCAACUAAGAAGUCACUUACCCAGUGACUGGUCUGCUCACCCCAGGAUCUCGUUCACGUUGGCCGUUGGGCCAGGAGCCGUGAUGGAGGAUCAUACGGUAUGCCGUGUUGGCGUAAGCAAGCUUAGCCAGGGCUCUUCCUGA